UUGUAGCCUAUUUUUGUGAUGUCCAAGUGUCUAUGAACGCAGCAGCAACUUGUUCCUGGGAGGUACGUGAUGCACUUGAAUGCAACCUUACAAAGGAACUAGCUGAUCACUGGUAGCAGUUUUGCUAGUAUGACCUUGCUUCCCGUGUGGAGUAUGACUCAACAAGAUGGCCAACAGCUGAUUGGGUGUCAAGGACCCACUCAGCCUCAGGGUGGGAGCUCCUCCUUGAAGCAGGAGGAGCUACAGUUUCCCAACAAAAAGGGAAAACCUAAAACCUUCCUUAAAAAGGAAGAGGAGGAACUCUGGAUUGCUCAGGAGGGAGGCGUGCCUGUGAAGACUGAAGACCAUGAAGACGUCAGUGAAGAACAUUUUCAGCACAAGGAGCCUCAGCCCCCCCACAUCAAAAAGGAGGAGGAGAGACCAGAACCCAUCCACAGUAAAGAGGAAGAGGAGGAUCACAGAAUCAGUCAGGAGGGAGAGCAUCUUGAAGGACAGGUGGAGCCUCCAGUGAUUGGUGUCCCUGUGAAGAGGGAAGAUGAAGACAAAGGUCCAAGUGAGGAGAAGAGAGAGGUGGAGCCUCCAAGCAGCAGCUCAACUCAACACAUGACAAUAGAAGCUGAUGGAGACCACUGUGGAGGAUCACAAGCAGACAACCUCUUAGCUUUACUAUCACGUAGUGACAACACAACGUCGCACUCUCCUGACACUGAUGAUGAAGACUCUAAAGCUGAUCAGACAUGUCACACUGACAACACACACCUGAAAUGCUCUCAGUGCGAUCAAACUUUUGAGCACAUGAGAGCGCACACUGGAUAUAAACCAUACUUCUGCUCAAUGUGUGAUAAAAGAUACUUUGAGAAGGUACAAUUGACAAUACACAAUAGGGAAAAACCUUUUACCUGUUCUCUAUGUGGUUUAGGUUUUGAACGAAAUGUGCAGUUGAAGAGACACAUGGCAAUACACACUGAAGAAAAACCAUAUACAUGUUCUAACUGCAACAGAAGCUUUCGUUUCCCAAAAAAUCUUGAAAAACACAUGAGAAUACACACUGGAGAAAAAACAUAUUCAUGUUCUAGCUGCAGCAAAUGCUUUUGUAACCAAUCAAACCUUAAAUCACACAUGAGAAUACACACUGGUGAGAAACCAUUUUCCUGUUCAGUGUGUGGUACAGCUUUUGGUCAAAAUGGUCAUUUGAAACAACACAUGAGAAUACACACUGGAGAAAAACCGCAUUCAUGUUCUAGCUGCAGCAAAUGCUUUCGUAACAAAACAGACCUUAAAACACACAUGAGAACACACACUGGUGAGAAACCAUUUUCCUGUUUCGUGUGUGGUGCAAGUUUUAGUCGAAAGAGUAAUUUGAAACAACACAUGAGAAUACACACUGAAGAAAAACCAUAUUCAUGUUCUAACUGCAACAGAAGCUUUAGUUUAAAAAAAAACCUUGAAACACACAUGCGAAUACACACUGGUGAGAAACCAUUUUCCUGUUCCGUGUGUGGUACAGGUUUUGCACGAAAUGAUCACUUGAAACAACACAUGACAGGACACACUGGUGAGAAACCAUAUUCAUGUUCUACCUGCAGCAAAUGCUUUAGUAACCAAACAGACCUUAAAACACACAUGAGAAUACACACUGGUGAGAAACCAUUUUCCUGUUCAGUGUGUGGUACAAGUUUUGGUCGAAAUAGUAGUUUGAAAAAACACAUGAUAAUACACACUGAAGAAAAACCAUAUUCAUGUUCUAACUGCAACAGAAGCUUUCGUUUCCAAAAAAAACUUGAAACACACAUGCGAAUACACACCGGUGAGAAACCAUUUUCCUGUUCCGUGUGUGGUACAGCUUUUGGUCACAAUUGUCAUUUGAAACGACACAUGAGAAUACACACUGAACAAAAAACGUAUUCAUGUUCUAGCUGCAGCAAAUGCUUUCGUAACGAAACAAAUCUGAAAAAACACAUGAAAAUACACACCGAUAAAAAAACAUUUUCCUGUUCAGUGUGUGGUACAAGUUUUGGUCGAAAUAGUAAUUUGAAAAAACACAUGAGAAUACACACCGGUGAGAAACCAUUUUCCUGUUCCGUGUGUGGUACAAGUUUUGCACGAAAUGAUCAUUUGAAACAACACAUGAGAAUACACACGGAAGAAAAAACGUAUUCAUGUUCUAUCUGCAGCGAAUGCUUUCGUAACCAAACAGACCUUAAUACACACCAACGUACACACUGGUGAGAAACCAUAUACCUGUUCAGUGUGUGGUAAAGGUUUUGUGCAAAGUCAUGAUUUCAAAGUACACAUGAGAAGGCACACCGGGGAAAAAACAUAUGCCUGUUCCGUCUGCGGCAAAAGCUUCUGUGAGCACUCGUAAGACACAUGAGAACACACACCGGUGAGAAAACUUUUUUUUGUGUGUGGCAAAGGUUUUGUACGAAUUGAAUUUUUGAAGGCGCACAUGAAAAUACACAGUGGUGACAAAGUGUUGAGUUGCGGUGUGUGUGAUGAAAGAUUCUCUCAUAAGUACCAGGUUAACAAUCACAAGUGUGCUGGUGAGGACAGCAGCGGUAAAUGAAGCUGCAGGAUUUGAAGGAAACAGUCAAGACUUGGAUAACGUUGACUUCCUCACAGCAUCACCACAUAUAACGUGUGACAUUGUUGUGUUUGUAACAAUAUAUUUCUAAAAAUGUAUUUUAUGUACUGCUUGGUAAGCGUUGGGAAGACAGUAGAUGGUCAUCUUAGGUGUACCACCGUUGGAAAGAGCAUGACGGGUGUUUUGGCUGCGCCCAUUGCUACACGUGUCGUUUCCUUAAUCUUUGAGAGUUAUAUUUUCAUGCAAAAGGAGGACAAAGUUGAUGUAGGACUAUAUACAUUAACCUGCUAUUAUAUGCAUUCUGUUCAAUAAAGAAACUUAAUAAAUUGUCUCAAACUGUCUACGCACCAAGCAUAACUUGAUUUUAUACUCGGCCCAG
This is a messenger RNA of Dunckerocampus dactyliophorus (ringed pipefish), 2963 nucleotides long. RefSeq names its product gastrula zinc finger protein XlCGF57.1-like. The transcript is spliced from 3 exons. The record is from RefSeq and is a predicted model, not a curated record. Bases 130 to 2229 code for a protein of 699 amino acids. NCBI's taxonomy places the organism in Eukaryota, Metazoa, Chordata, Actinopteri, Syngnathiformes, Syngnathidae.